AUGAUAAGAAAUAAAACUGUCAUCGCAGAGUUCCUUCUCCUUGGCAUGCCAAUAGAACCAGAUCAGCAAAAUUUAUUUUAUAUCCUGUUCCUGGCUAUGUAUCUUACUACUGUCCUGGGAAACCUGCUCAUCAUUGUCCUCAUUCGCCUUGACUCUCAUCUCCACACACCCAUGUAUAUGUUUUUAAGCAAUUUGUCUUUCUCUGACCUCUGUUUUUCCUCUGUCACAAUGCCUAAAUUGCUCCAGAACAUGCAGAGCCAAGUCCCAUCUAUUCCUUAUGCUGGAUGCUUGACUCAAAUGUACUUCUUCCUGUUUUUUGCAGACCUGGAAAGCUUCCUCCUUGUGGCCAUGGCCUAUGACCGGUUUGUGGCCAUCUGCUUCCCUUUACACUACACCACCAUCAUGAGCCCCAAGCUCUGCCUCUCCCUGGUGUUCCUGUCUUGGGUUUUGACCACAUUUCAUGCUAUGUUACACACUCUACUCAUGGCCAGAUUGUGUUUUUGUGCAGAUAAUGUGAUUCCCCACUUUUUCUGUGAUAUGUCUGCUCUGCUAAAGCUGUCAUGCUCUGACACACAAGUGAAUGAGUUGGUGAUAUUUAUCAUGGGUGGACUCAUUCUUGUCAUUCCAUUUCUGCUGAUUAUCAUGUCCUAUGCUAGAAUUGUGUCCUCUAUCCUCAAGGUCCCUUCAGCCAGAGGUAUCCGCAAAGCCUUUUCCACCUGUGGCUCCCACCUCACAGUUGUGUCAUUGUUUUAUGGGACAGUUAUUGGUCUCUAUUUAAUUCCAUCUUCUAAUAACUCUACUGUCAAAGAGACUGUCAUGGCUAUGAUGUACACUGUGGUGACACCAAUGUUGAAUCCAUUCAUCUAUAGCCUGAGGAACAAAGACAUGAAGGGAGCAUUGGGGAGGGUCUUUAGCAAAAAGAAAAUUUCCUUUUAUCUAGGAUGGUAA
This is a messenger RNA of Suncus etruscus (white-toothed pygmy shrew), 948 nucleotides long. Its product is annotated as olfactory receptor-like protein DTMT. Gene Ontology annotation, molecular function: olfactory receptor activity; G protein-coupled receptor activity. The record is from RefSeq and is a predicted model, not a curated record. Gene Ontology annotation, cellular component: membrane. Lineage: Eukaryota; Metazoa; Chordata; Mammalia; Eulipotyphla; Soricidae. The transcript has a single exon. Gene Ontology annotation, biological process: G protein-coupled receptor signaling pathway. The coding region runs from base 1 to 948 and encodes 315 amino acids.